CGAGGAGGGCGGGCGCUGCUCGCGGCGCCGGGCCGCGUUCCCUGUCCGCGGCCGCCCUGCCACCAGCCCGCGUCCCCGCCGGCGGGAGCUCGGGGGACCGGGCGGCGGCGCGGCUGUGGCGGCGACUGGCUGGAUGCGAGACCUGCGCGGACCUGGCGGCGGACGGCGGCUCUCGACUCUGCGAAGCCGAUCGCGGAGGGGACGAGCCCGAACGCGCUGGCCAUGGCCUCCAACUUUAACGACAUAGUCAAGCAGGGCUACGUGAAAAUCCGCAGCAGGAAGCUGGGGAUUUUCAGACGAUGCUGGUUGGUUUUCAAGAAGGCUUCUAGUAAAGGACCCAGAAGGCUGGAAAAAUUUCCAGAUGAAAAGGCAGCAUAUUUCAGAAACUUUCAUAAGGUAACGGAACUGCACAACAUCAAAAAUAUAACCAGACUGCCUCGAGAGACAAAGAAGCAUGCAGUGGCAAUUAUCUUUCAUGAUGAAACGUCAAAGACAUUUGCCUGUGAGUCAGAGCUGGAGGCUGAGGAGUGGUGCAAGCAUCUCUGCAUGGAGUGUCUGGGGACCCGGCUGAAUGACAUCAGCCUUGGCGAGCCUGAUCUUCUGGCGGCAGGCGUACAGCGAGAACAAAAUGAGAGAUUCAAUGUGUAUCUUAUGCCUACACCAAAUCUGGAUAUUUACGGUGAAUGCACAAUGCAGAUCACUCAUGAGAAUAUCUAUCUCUGGGAUAUCCACAAUGCCAAGGUCAAACUGGUGAUGUGGCCUCUCAGCUCCCUGAGGAGAUAUGGACGGGAUUCAACGUGGUUUACCUUUGAGUCAGGAAGAAUGUGUGACACAGGAGAAGGACUAUUCACUUUUCAAACAAGGGAAGGAGAAAUGAUCUAUCAGAAGGUCCAUUCUGCGACACUGGCCAUAGCUGAGCAACAUGAAAGAUUAAUGCUAGAAAUGGAGCAGAAGGCCCGGCUUCAGACAAGCUUGACUGAGCCAAUGACGUUAUCCAAAUCAAUAUCUCUUCCUCGUAGCGCGUACUGGCAUCACAUCACUCGUCAGAACAGUGUUGGAGAAAUCUACAGUUUGCAAGGUCAUGGGUUUGGUUCCUCGAAGAUGUCGCGUGCACAGACAUUUCCCAGCUACGCCUCGGAGCAGAGCGAAGAGACUCAGCCGUCUCUGUCCCGGUCGAGCAGUUACGGAUUCAGCUACAGCUCCAGCCUCAUUCAAUGACAGUCAGAGAGCCACUGCCGACCAGAGAGACAGUCUGUCUGGACCUGCUGGUGGGGUUGCUGCACCCUCAGCCUCCUGGAAGACCAGUUGCAGGCAAAAUUGAAAUGGGGCGGGUCUAGUCCCGAUCCCAGUAGAAGGUUAAAACCUGGAGUUCUGCUUCCUUGACUCUGUGGCUAAGUCCUUUAUUUAUUGAGUUUUUUGGGGGUGGGGGGGAAUCUAUGUUUUACAAAAAUAGAAUCCAAAUCGUAUGAAAGGUCAUUUAAAUGAAAUUCUUUGGUUCUGGGCACCAUGAGAAGUUGCCCGUGCUGGGUUGUGCCUGGGUGGUGGGCUUGACCCCUGUCCUCGUGGCUCAGCCCUCCUGCCUGAUGACAGGGUCUGUCCUUAGACAUAAGGUCACCCACCACAACCUAUGUGGCAUGGAAAGUUUUGACGGGGACAAAUCCAGCAAGGUCUACAAAUGGCAUCAUAACUCUCCAUAUAAAUAAGCCCCAGUGACAAUUAAGAGAACCCGAGAUCUAGAACACACUGUUGAGCAGGGCCUUGUAGCUCUGCUGUGUGUGUGUGUGUGUGUGUGUGUGUGUGUGUGUGUGUGUGCGUGUGCGCGCAUCUGUAGACAAAUAGAGACAUGGAUAUUGCUGUAUCCAUUUAUAUCUAACAAGUAUAUAUCAAAUGUGUGCUGAGGGUGACAGGAUAUGCUCACUUACAUUGUUGAAUACUGUAAUUUGGUGCAUUAACAUUAAGAUUGUUAUGUUGAAUAGCUAUUUUUAAAAUAGUGCUGUAAAAAAAAAGGCUUCUUAUUAGCAAAAGUACUUAUGUAGUCAAGUCUGCUCCUCUGACAAGUAUAAAUGAGUAUGUGAGAAGGAGGGACACACUCGAAAACGAAAGCAAGAGAACUGGUCCAGCUGUCUGUCCUACGUGUCAUGUCACCACACUGUCUUUCUGGUUAGUACUCCUUUCUUGACGAUGUUUCUCUCUUUGACCAUCCCUCUGAGCUACGUGAGGAAGAUUAGGUGUGAUCACGCACUGCUUCCGUUUACCCUCAAAUAAAAGAAAGACUUUAAAUGAGAGGCUGUAUUUCAAGAAACAGAUAAAAAGUAUAUGUAUAUACCUAAAAAGAACUCAGCUAUUUUACAGUCGGGAGAACAAUGGGCACAGGAUUGUAGAUAUUAAUUAUUUCAGAUUUUAUAGAUGCCAUUCUCAAAAGCCAUUGGGUGCUUGUGAUUUAGUGUGUAACCAGAAUUUGCUAAGCUUACUUUCUUUUUAAUGGACAUGGGUUGGUUGGGAUCAUCAGAGAAAACGGAUCAAAUAUCAUUUUUUUUCGUAUCUGAAAUUCAUGACAAAACUACCAAGUUUAAAGGGAAGUGAGUGGUUGGCUUCCACGUGAUCUAAAAAAUUUGGCUAAUUUAAUUAAGGUCAACAAAGAUAUUUUUGUCCUUAAUUUUGAAGUUUACUCAAGUAAAAAUAAAAAUCAUUCUGCCUGAAUUAUCUGAUGCCACAUGCCUAAGAUGGUCAGCUUAUAAAUACUCCAAGGGGAAUCUAAAGAACAAUGAACCCAGAUCAUGUAAGAGAAAAGCCUGAAUUUUUUUCUUAAUAGCAAAAUUCUUUAAACUAUUAAAGUUAGUCUGUUGAAGGGUUAUCUGUUUUGCUGAUCUGUAAUAAGACUCUUUUUUUUAUCUCUAUCCAUAGCUUGAAUGCAGAUUCCAAAUUCAUUUCAGAGAAUUACUAAUGACUAGAAAUGGUUCUGGGUCCCUCCUAGAUAAAUGUACACUUAUAACAACUACCUAGACUCUCUGAAUCUCUCAGAUAAGUAUGAAAACCCCAUCAAGAUGCUAAUCAUAAGAGUUAAUGUGGCUGUGAAAAAUAAUUAUCUUAAGCUUUCAGGGAUAAAAAGAAAAUUAUUCAAACUCAGCGCUGUGAAUUUUGCUGACACAGCAGAAAAGCAGAUGCCUGGUUCCUGAUGAUGGUACAGCUUCCCUAAAAUCCCAGCUUGCGGGGUCAUACACCUCUGAAUCACUUAGCACAUUGGCAUUUGCUUCUGAAAUGCCGUUGUAAACCACACCAGAGCAACUCCCCACUGAGACCAUUUGAGCACAGCUCCUAGUGGUGCCACAUUCAGAGCAAGGCUCUCACCCACUCACUCAGUCGAGCUGUUGCUUAGAGACCACAGUUCCUACAUGGGACUUGUGGGGAAAGCCCCUCAGGGGUCCUGUUCAUGUCUCAGCGUCAUUAAUGUGCGAGAAGCACAGAGAGAGAGUCCGGGGCCGGGGGGGGGGGGGGGAGGUUCUGCUAAUUAGAUGAGUCUGCUCUUGUGUCUGUUUGGUAGAAGACACAAUACCUGAAUGAAAUUGCUUCCAGAACAUCAUUUGCUUGUGACCACUACCAGUGAGCAUAACUGAGGCGAUACCAAAGAUCAGGCUAAGCUUGGGCCAGUUCAUUCUGAAAAUAAUGUCAUUAAAAGAGUAUGUGAGAGAAAUUUCCUUCCCAAGUCUUUAACCCAAUCUCAUCCCAAUGAGGAUAAUGCUAUAAAGUCUCCCAUGGUACAUUUUUGGAGCUUUAUUCUAGCAUACUCCUCCAUCUAUACUUGUAAUUGUAGCUGAGUUAAAAUUGCUAACCGAACAGAUAGGAGAAUUUACAUUAGCCUAAUAUACUUGACAUUAAGGCAAUGUGCAUUGUAAUAAAAAUGACGAGCAUAUAAAUCUUCUACAAAAACCAAAGAUGAAGGAAAAGUUACCAUACUAUUCUCCUGGAACUUCAUAAAACUAAUUUCAUUGGAGCAAUUAGAAUGGACGUAGACACAUAUUCAGCUCACUUGAGCUCAUAGGUUUGGACUGAAGAUGCCUCUACAUUCUGCAAGUCAUUUUUCUCCCUCAGAAAUUAUAUUAUAUCUUUCCUGCCAUUGGGGUUGCUAUGAACCAAAAACAUCCUUUGGCUCCUUCUGAAAGUGACUCAGUUGGGGUUCCAGCUGGAUUUAGGCAGGUGAGUGAAGAUGGUCACAGUUUCAGUAUUGGGUUGGAAGAGAGCAGUGGUAAAGGGCCCUGACCCGAGUAAGUGGAGGCUCUUCUGAGAGCAGAGAAAGCCUGGAGGGUGUACACAGUUCACAGAUAGAUGACAUGGUGGGAGGGGGGAGAGGUUAUUUCUUACAUCCCCAAGUUUUCUUCUGAAAAUAUUAAUCGUUGCACCCAUGACCAACACCUGACAUUAUCUUUAAAGUGUGGAAAAGUAUAAAAUAACCUUGACCCAAUAGUUUAUCAUUACUGGUGGGGGGGGAAAGAAAACACAUCUUUCACUAAUUCAUUGAAUGAGUAAUAGGCACUCAGAACUAAUUUAUUUAUGCAGGUUACAGAUAUUUAUGAAUCAAUAGGUUCUGGCCACUGCCACAAUAUGAACUUAAUAAAAUCAGAAAUAUAUAUUUACUUACAUACUAGGGAGGAUGCUGUUUGAUGGAACAUGUGAAAUAAAGUGAAACCUAUUUAUUAAAAGUAAACCUCACUUUUUUUCACCAAGUAGUAACUAAAGUACUAGUCCUAGUAUCUUGUACAAUUUUUCUGUCUUCAUUGGGCAAUUAUGUUUGAAAAUCAUUUAUCACCUAUAAAACGUUCUACCACUAAUACUUUCUGUCCAAUAUAGAAACAGUGGACUGAUAAAUAACAUUACACGGUUAACAGUUUCUACAGUCAAUUUAUUUAUUGCAUGUGGUAUCUUUAGAGUAGAUAUUAAAAACAUAUCAUAAAAACUGAUGUCUGCCCCUCGUUCUUUGGCCAAUAUCUCAGAAAACUUUGUAAAAAAGCAUGAGUACCCUAAUCCCUUUAGGGGAUUAUUUGAGCCACUUACUCAAGUCAACCAUUAAUGCUACAGUGAAAACAAGCUAAGCAAAUUAUAUUCUUAUAAAAAAAUUCGUAGUCCAGUUUUGAUGAUUAUAACAGCACAAUAAAUGGGCAAUAUACAUUUAGUGGGGCUGAGCUUUAGGCUUUUUUUUUUUUUUUUUGAGCUUUAGGCCUUUAACACAUUAUGUCUUAUAACAAAUAUUGUACUAAAAACUGCUCAAAGUGAGGAUGACACACUUUUCUCCAAUUCUAUUAACAUAUCAUGUCGAUCAGUAUCUUGCAGUUUCAAAUUACUUUAUCAGUCAUUAACCAUACUUUACAAUUCCUCAACCUUGGCCUUCUCCAAAUAGAUAAAAAUUGGCCACUCUAUUUCCAUUACUAUAAUGCUAGGUGAUGUGCCACACAGAUGAAUUUCUAGCCUAUGAAAUGUAUGGAGAACAAUAUUCCAUGGAGGGGGCAGAGAAGAGGGAUGGGACCUACUCAGGAGGGCAGCGAUUUAGAUAAAAUUAUAAAGACUCCAAUGAAAUGUCCAAAGUAGCACUAAGACUCUUACUUUCUUAACAUUCUAACGGCAGUUCCGUAUCACAGACUUGGCCUUCCUGACCAGCGUCAUCUGGUACCGACCAUGCAAUCAAAAGAAGACAGCAGUUGGGCCAUGUUUUGAAAUGACCACAUAAAGACAACACAUAACCAAUAAGUAUGCUUCCUUGGGUUUAGUGAAAAUUAUUGAACAUGAAAGGAUGUGUAACAAGAUCCCCAUGGUAAAAUGUCUCUUUGGUAACAUGAGGAUCAUUUUCGUAUGGUCAACUUCAUUUGAGUUUCGAAAUGAAGGUAUAUUAUCCGUGACCCUGGCUGGGGGCUAAGUAUGUCAGAAGAGAGCCACAGUUUCAUGCGUGCAUUCUCUGUGAAUGUAUUUGCAAAAUGAACCCGCCUUUUUCUCCCUGAAACUACCACAAAUCCUUACUUUCUUACUCGAGAAUGUGAAUCUUUGUUGUAUCAUUUCUACAAUUAUUACAACUUGUUGAGGCAGCAGCUAGUUUACAGAGUCUCAUGGAAGUAUCCUGAGAUGUUGGGCACAUAUUCUAGACGGGCAGGAUGCCAGCUAGCUCUGGAAGCCAUCAUGUAGAAUAAAGGUCCUACCUUAUGUUCUACUCAGGAGGAAACCCAAACCCAUGAAUGUUGUCAUUUAUUCGAAGGCAAAGAAACAAUCAGGAAUAGUUUUGCCCAGUUCCAGGCUCCUGGGCCAGGACUACUUCCGUGGCUCCAUCUUGUCUCCCAUUUAGAUACAGUGGUAGUUGAAAAAUGCCACAUGGCCUCUAAAUAAAUGGGCCCUUGCAUAACGUUUAAGUGUCUCCUCAGAUUUUUCAGAUGUUCCUAACCUUUCCUGGAUUCAUCACUAACUAUGUCAAUAGAGAGGCUUUAUGAGACAAUUCACUGGACUUGUAGGUCAUGAAUGAUUGUUAUAAAUUUUAUUACUCUUACAUUGUCACCCAGUUCUUCAUUGGCAAUUCAAACUUAUUUAUCCUAAAGUGAUAGUCAAACUAAAAAAAAAAACAAGUAUAUAUGUUUUGUAUUCCUACUGAUUCAUCAUAUUGUAAUUGGGAUUAAUAUUUUGGGGACCUUUAUCACUCUGUAGCAUUUUGGCUUAAUUCUUUAUGGCGUUUGUCCGUUUGUCACAAUGCACUUAGAUAAUAACAUCGGGUUUACAUUUUAUUUCAUGUGAACUUCAAAAAUCUUCCAUUUUCAGUUGAAAUUGGGAAAUGACCUUUUUUUACAAUAAAUUAGCUUAACAUAUCAAGUUUCUUAUACACUUCAGUAGACAAUUAUUUAAAUUAACUGAAGCCUAGAUAAAUAAGAAAUCAGUUAAAAUUACCAAGUAGUAAGAAAACCACAUUUUACUCAUGAUUUUCAUACACUUUCCCAGUUUAAGAUUUUAAUAUCUUGUAAACAUUUAAAGGAGAGGAAAAGUACAUUUGUAAGAGAAAUAUUACAAUUUCCUUCUAAUAAUUGUUUAAUAAGUUUUUAUUUUACCUCAUCUUCUAUGCCUACUACCCUAUAUUCCAUAUUCCAAUUUUAAGAAGAAUGAAUAAAUUUAAAUUUUUUAAUAGUUAUUUGGAGCUAGUUUUAGUUGUUGAUACAAUUCACUUUCUCCAUUUGUUCUCUACUUUUCGGAUGAUUUUAGACUUAAAGAGAGCUUAAAAUCAGCCCUUUUUGUAGACAGAGAAUCAUGCAUUGAGUGGAGCAAGAUCAACCCUGACCCUGCAGUGGUGUUCAUAUUGGUAUCUGAUUGCUACCCUAAUUCACUCAAGUGAUCCACAGCCUCAUAAGACUUGCUUAUUUUUUGGAAAUCUGAAAUUUAAAAGCCUAAGUUCAGGAAAAGAGGGUGGAGAUAAUGACAGUUUUUUUUUCAAAAGUCACUACAGAUUUUCUCUCAAAGAAAACAAUGUAAGAGGGUUUGUAUGGUGUUUCAAUAUUGUUGACUAUUUGACAGAUGGGCUAAAAGGCAGGGAAAAUGAAGAAUAAAAUGGCAGUAGCAUCUUAAUAUUAUAUAUAAAUCAAAAAUUAGCAUGGUGUAGGUGAUUAUGAAAUCAUGUGACUAAUCAAAUUCAGAUUUACAUAUCUAUUGCAUAAUUCAAAGAACAGUGCUUAUUCUUAUAUAUAUAUAUGUAUAUAUAUAUAUACAUAUAUAUAUAUGUAUCAGUGGGUUCAGUGGGGGAAAGGAAGCUCUAAAUUUUUGUGAAGACCGAAAAUAGACAAUAGAGAUUCCUUCUAGUUAUAAGGCACUCUAUAUUACUUUGGUAAUAGCAGGCAGUAUAUAAAUUACAACAACGAAUCCAUCUACUCCCUGACAAUAGAUGAGCAUAAAAGCCAGUAUCAUCUUUACAGCAGAUGACAGAAUUCCCAGGACCUGCAGAAGCCCCCUUGUACCUUCUCUGCACAAACCCUAACACCACACACACACACACACACACACACACACACACACACACACACACUUUUUUUUUACUUUUGACCUACUCUGUCUGUAUGUGCUAUAUUUGUUAUCUUUUUUCUAGGUCCACCCAGAAUUAUCCCAUCUUUUAAAAUCCUUAUCCUUACUAAUCUUCAAAAUAUAUUAAAUGACGUGUUCUAUGUUUGCUUUCUAUAAAUUCUUUUAAAUUAAUUUAUAUAUACUUUGUGAAGUCUUCUGUAAAGAGAUGUCAUUUGUCAUUGAUUAAAUAUAAUGUUUAUGAUUAUUUUGAUAAAAAUAACUUUGGAUGCUAGGCCCUUGUUAAGAAAUAAAAUAUCCAUUACAAAUUUGCUUCUACUGAAAAUUAUAUGAUUUGACAUACCUUAUUUUUCAUCACAAUCUAUUCCAGAUAAAUAAUAGUUUGGGGACGUCUGUACUUAAAUACUAGUUGAGCCAUGUUUUGGAAUGGAAUGCAAAGGAAUAGCUGUCCCUGGAACCUAAAUGUGAAUUUCUGGCAGAACAGAAAAUAUUAUAAAAAUGAGGCAAUAAUAAAAUUAGGAAAUUAAAUUAUUUUUAAAUCUGUCUGUGUGAUUUUUCCCCUUGGUAAAAACACAUGAAAUACAUAAUGUAAGAGUUACCUUCUUCUGAGUUCAUAGUUUCUGUAUCUCAAUCCUUAGUAGAUACACCUAAUCAAUUGUUAUUAAUGUCUUCCUCAUAAUUCUAAGAAAUUUACAACUGAUAUGGCUACAAGGAGGGUAAUUUAUGGUAAUUUAAGAAAUCCUCCAUUACUGAAAAAAAGCAGUUCAAAAAUACUACUUUACACCACAACUUUGCAUGAUUGAGAUUUUGAACAUCUAAAUUGAUGGUUUUUACCCAUGAGUUAUUUAAUAUUGUUCAUUAUGAUAUUAUAUGAUUUCCUUAUACUUUUAUUAUCAUGUGAUGAACUGUAACUAUGUAAUUAAACAGGAUUCUGACAAUCGUAGUCUGCUAACCUUUAAAAUGUCACUUAUUCUUUCAUUCCUUGGCUUGCUAUUUUCAAAAUAAAAUAAAAGAAGGCCCUUUAU
Zalophus californianus (California sea lion) is the source of this 9056-nucleotide messenger RNA. It is a transcript of the gene DOK6, whose product is annotated as docking protein 6. The transcript has 8 exons. NCBI's taxonomy places the organism in Eukaryota, Metazoa, Chordata, Mammalia, Carnivora, Otariidae. The record is from RefSeq and is a predicted model, not a curated record. Gene Ontology annotation, biological process: positive regulation of MAPK cascade; cell surface receptor protein tyrosine kinase signaling pathway. The coding region runs from base 223 to 1218 and encodes 331 amino acids. Gene Ontology annotation, cellular component: cytoplasm.